AUGGAUUUAUCUGCCAAACCACAAUCACCAAAACCCCGGCCAAUCCAAAAACUCGAAGAAACUGUUGUUAAUAGAAUUGCAGCCGGAGAGAUUAUACAUCGCCCAGCAAACGCGUUAAAAGAGUUGAUAGAAAACUCUUUGGACGCUGGGUCAACUAAUAUUCAAAUAACUAUCAAAGAUGGGGGACUUAAGCUUCUACAGAUUCAAGAUAAUGGGCAUGGUAUACGAAGAGAAGAUAUGGCUAUUGUUUGUGAGCGUUUUACCACAAGUAAACUCAAAAGCUUUGAAGACCUGUCGAAUAUUAGCACCUAUGGUUUUCGAGGGGAAGCUUUGGCGAGUAUUACUCACGUUGCACAUGUUACUAUUACCACAAAGACUGCCGACUCUAAUUGUGCAUAUCGAGCUCAUUAUUCCGAUGGUAUUCUUGUUCCGCCCAAGCCGGGAGUAAGUGCAGAACCAAAACCGUGUGCUGGGAAUAAUGGAACGCAAAUUACGGCCGAGGAUCUUUUUUAUAAUGUACCAGCGCGGCGAAAAGCUAUGAAGAAUUUUGCCGAGGAGUACAAUCAAAUUAUGGAUAUUGUGAAUCGAUAUGCCAUUCAUAAUGCUGGUGUUAGCUUUACGUGUAAAAAGCAAGGUUCGAAUCAAGCCGACAUCAAUACACUGACAACCGGAUCAACAGUGGACAAUAUUCGCCAAGUGUAUGGAGUGAACACCGCAUCCGAGUUACUUGAAAUCAACAAAGAAUAUAAAAAACUUGAGGUCAAAUUAAAAGGAUAUAUUUCUAAUGCUAAUUAUAGUCUCAAGAAAAUGGUUCUUUUGUUGUUUGUUAAUCACAGAGCCGUUGAAAACUCUACACUAAAAAAAAUGAUUGAAAGUGUGUAUUCGUCACUGUUGCCAAAACAUACUUACCCGUUUCUUUAUUUAAGUCUUGAAAUUAAUCCGAAAAAUGUGGAUGUUAAUGUUCAUCCUACUAAGCGUGAGGUACUUUUUUUGCAUGAGGAUAAAAUAAUUGGGAGAAUAUGUGAUGCAAUCCAAGAAAAUCUUGCCUGCGCAAAUUCUUCGAGAUCUUUUCAUACGCAGACGUUAUUACCGGGAGCAGCUACUCCAUCGAUUGAAUACAGUGAUGCCAAGGAAAAUCAAGACAAGUUCUCAAAGAAGUCAGCCAUAAUUUAUGAUCAUAAACUUGUGAGAACUGAUUCUCACGCACGAACUUUGGAUAAUUUUUAUGAGCCGGAAGAAUUGUUAGAACCGUUGAAUAAAAAGGCGAAAAAAGAAGUUACAUCCCCUAAAAAAGAUGUCGAGGAGAAAUCAACAAAGAGCAACUCGCAAGGAAACCGACUGUCUAGUAAUCCUAACCCAAAACCAAAAAGAAAACGAAUUGAGGUGCGAUUAUCCAGUAUAUUAAAUUUACGUAAACAAGUCAAAGAAGAAGGGCAUCAAGGUCUUACUGAUCUGCUUGCAAAUCACACGCUCGUUGGAUGCGUUGAUGACAAGCAAACAUUAGCACUCGUCCAACAUCAAUUAAAAUUAUAUUUAUUAGAUUAUAAUAAGCUCAGUGAGGAGCUUUUCUAUCAAUUGACAUUACAAGAAUUCUGUAAUUUCGGGACCAUCCAUUUGUCGACCCCAGCUCCCAUUAACGAUCUCAUUAUUUUUGCAUUAGAAAAUAUUGAAAAUGAUGAAUUUUUUAAUAAUCUGAAAUCGAAAGAUGAGAUUGCACAGAUAAUUACUGGACAAUUAAUUGAGCGCCGAGAAAUGUUGCAAGAGUAUUUCGCGAUAACUAUUUCGGAGAAGGGUGAAUUAACUACUUUGCCAUUGAUGCUUAAAGGAUAUGCGCCAAAUAUGGAUAAGCUCCCUACUUUCUUGUUACAUUUGGGCACUGAGGUUGAUUGGACUACGGAAAUCAAAUGCUUUGAAACCCUUGCUCGUGAAAUUGGAUACUUCUAUGCGACCGAACCACCAGAAUUCUGUGAAGAUGAUGAAACAAAAAAUGAUGAUGAGAAAUUAAAUUCAAAACAAGAUCAAAACCACACCAACUCAAAUUUUACACAAAAAGAAACAGCAUCAGCGGCACUUGUGAAAUAUCGAUGGGAAAUUGAACAUUUAAUAUUUCCGGCGUUGAAAAAUAAUUUCAUUGCACCGAAAAGCUUUGCUACUGGUGGCCAAAUAAUUCAAGUUGCUAAUCUGCCGGCUUUGUAUCGUAUAUUUGAACGAUGUUAA
Ambispora leptoticha is the source of this 2217-nucleotide messenger RNA. The record is from the annotation of a GenBank genome assembly. Lineage: Eukaryota; Fungi; Glomeromycota; Glomeromycetes; Archaeosporales; Ambisporaceae.